Cucurbita moschata (crookneck pumpkin) is the source of this 2855-nucleotide messenger RNA. Its product is annotated as kinesin-like protein KIN-14S. The record is from RefSeq and is a predicted model, not a curated record. Bases 162 to 2567 code for a protein of 801 amino acids. Gene Ontology annotation, molecular function: microtubule motor activity; microtubule binding; ATP binding. The transcript has 12 exons. Gene Ontology annotation, biological process: microtubule-based movement. Lineage: Eukaryota; Viridiplantae; Streptophyta; Magnoliopsida; Cucurbitales; Cucurbitaceae.
UUCAAUCUCAAACCCUACGUUACCAUUUCUCUCUCUCUCUCUCUCUCUCUACACUCAGUGCUCUGUCACUUCUUCUUCUUCUUCUUCUUCUUCUUCUUCUUCUCCAUCAAAUUCUUGCGCUUCUCUCGAAAUUCACGUCCUCGUUCUCUCUUUUUGAAGCCAUGGAAGUUGCAAUGGAAGUUGUCUCAGAAUUAUGCACUCCGGUUGUUCCUAGUCAUGAUUCGAGGUCUCUGCCUUUAAUUGCCGGUUCAGAUAUGGCUUUGGGAGAAUCUUUUGAGUGUGAUGAUAAGAUGGGGAACGAAGUAUCCAGUGAAGCCGAAUUAGCAUCACCAGAGGGAGCGCAUACUCUUCCAAUCCUGCAAAAAGUAAUUGACUUGAGCAACAAAAUUAAGAAUUUGAAGAAUCAGCAUAUGCUCCUAACUGAACGAUUCAAGCUGGACUCUGAUGCUUUUCCAGGCCCUGAAGUUGUGAAAACUCUUCACCUUCUAGGUACAGAACAUGAACUUUUGAAGAAGAAAUACCUUGAAGAGUCCUCUGAGCGAAAGAGACUUUACAAUGAAGUGAUUGAAUUGAAAGGGAAUAUUAGAGUUUUCUGCCGAUGUAGACCAUUAAAUGAAAGCGAAUUGGAAAGUGGAUCUACCUCUGUAAUUGAAUUUGAUUCGUCUCAGGAAAACGAGAUUCAAGUUCUUUCUUCUGAUUCUUCUAAAAAACAGUUUAAGUUUGAUCAUGUGUUCAAGAUUGAGGACGGCCAAGGAGCUGUCUUCAGUCAAGCUAAACCUGUCGUAGCUUCAGUGAUGGAUGGCUACAAUGUCUGCAUAUUUGCUUACGGACAAACUGGAACAGGGAAGACAUUUACUAUGGAGGGAACGCCGGAAAACAGAGGAGUCAACUACCGAACUCUAAAGGAGCUGUUUAAGAUUUCAGAAGAGAGAGAUGGUGUUAUGAAAUAUGAAUUGUAUGUCAGCAUGUUGGAGGUUUACAAUGAGAAAAUCAGGGAUCUCUUGGCAGACAACUCCAACCCAAAUCUGAAGAAGUUGGAGAUCAAGCAAGCAGCAGAAGGAACACAGGAAGUCCCUGGAUUGAUUGAAGCUCAAGUGUAUGGAACUGAAGAAGUGUGGGAAAUACUUAAAUCUGGAAAUCGGGCAAGAUCUGUUGGGUCCACCAGUGCUAAUGAGCUCAGCAGCCGCUCCCACUGCUUGUUGCGAGUCACUGUCAAGGGAGAGAAUCUUAUUAAUGGACAGAGGACAAAGAGUCAUCUUUGGUUAGUGGACUUGGCUGGUAGCGAGCGUGUGGGGAGGAUUGAUGUUGAUGGUGAAAGAUUAAAGGAAUCUCAGUUCAUCAAUAAAUCACUUUCGGCUCUCGGUGAUGUUAUAUCUGCCCUGGCUUCUAAAACAGCUCACAUUCCUUACAGAAACUCAAAACUCACUCAUUUGCUGCAAAGCUCCCUAGGAGGAGAUUGCAAAACCCUGAUGUUUGUACAGAUUAGUCCAAGUGCAGCCGAUGUUGGAGAGACACUCUGCUCGCUGAAUUUUGCAAGCCGUGUUAGGGGGAUCGAGAAUGCCCCAGCUCGCAAACAGACCGAUCUCACAGACCUGUUCAAGUUCAAGCAAAUGGCAGAAAAGUCCAAGCAUGAUGAGAAGGAAAUGAAGAAGUUACAAGACAGUGUGCAAUCUUUGCAAUUAAGACUCACGGCUAGGGAACAUAUUUGCAGGACUCUUCAAGAGAAGGUUCGCGAUCUCGAGAGCCACCUCGCAGAUGAGAGGAAAGCCAGACUAAAACAAGAAAGUAGAGCUCUUGCUACUGUCGUUGGUGCCUCUCAGCCCUCAGCAAUGCUCUCUCUUCCAAAGUUGGCAGCUCCUAAAACCAUUACAGAAAAGAAACCACCAUUAGGUCCUUCAAAGCUAAGGCUUCCCCUAAGAAAGAUAACCAAUUUCAUACCGCCAACGUCGUCUCCCUUGCCAUCCAAAAAACGGCGUGUCUCUUCAUUCAUAAACACUGCUCAUCCAACAGAAGGCAAAGAAAAUGUCCCCAAAAUGAUGACAACAGCAGCAGCAGCAAACACAAGAAGCCUUCUUAUACCAAGACGAAAUUCGCUUGCUGUUAGGUCAACUCCAAUGAUGACAACGACAACGACAACGACUAUGACACAGGUUUUUCAACCGAAAAGACGGGUCUCAAUUGCUACACUUCGUCCUCGUCCCGAGUUGCACUCUCACAUGGCAACCCCACUCCAGACCUCUGCCUCAAAAUUAAGAAAUGGAAGUGCUGCAUUGGGGCCACAAUUAUUUGCAACAAGGAAAGCAAGAUACUCAAAGUUGUUCUCUCCAUUACCGGAAUUCCAAACAGCAGUAGAGGCAGCAACACCUAUUGCUGCCAUGAGGAGCAGUAGCAAGUUCAUGGGGAGCCCUCCAACACAACAAGGUGGUGGUGGUGGUUCAAGAAAUGGCAAAGUUAUUGCAUUACAAAGAAAACCAAUUGUGUGGAGUCCUCUCAAAUUGAGAGGACUGAAAAAUUUCAGGAGGCCAUCUUUAAUACCAUCUCGAUCGUCCUCGACCGAGUUCCAAUGAUGACAUCAUCUUCAACCUUCUGUACACAAGAUACAAGGCUCAAAACUUGCAGGAGGAGGCCAUCGUUAAUACCGUCUCGAUCCUCCACUGUGUUUCAAUGAUAGACAUCAUCUUCAACCUUUGUACAACAGUGUGUUUCUCUAACCUCUGCACUCACUACAACAUGUUCUCUGUGUAUUUGUCUUUUUGAUUCAUAGAAUUGUUCUUUUCUUGGAGAUGUUACUUACAGCUAAAUUGUAUGCUUCUGGCUUACCAAAUGAGGUCUAGAAAACAAACCAAGUUAACAUA